GUACAUCUUUAAGUAUACAGUAAUCUUAAAAUUUGCAAAGCUGCACCUGUCAAAGGCAGUAACACUGUUAUUGUAUAGAAAUGCUGCUUUGAUUUUUUUUUUCUCCCUAAGUAGUGAGGUCCACCUUUCGAUCUAGGAGAAAUGGAAUGUGAUCAAGACAAAGGUAGCUUGAUCAUAUCUACCCUAAGAUGCACUUUUUAAAAAAUCUGCCCUUUCAUUGUCCCGGAUCUUUAAAUUUCCCACUGCUUGACUGGCAGAAAAAGUCUAAAUAUCUGGUACUGUUAGUUCAUCCUUUUCUAAUCAAUGUUGUGCAGCUGCUGAAAGGAUGGCUAGAAGGAUGUCAUGCCUGUGUAUGAAAGCAGUUACACUGCCUCUGUUGAAGAUGGGGAAAUGGAUGCAGUGCUAGGUGAUCCCUCAGCUCGGCUCUGUAAUCUCCAUGCUUGCAGACUGUACCCUCUGUGGCUCGUGUUAAUGGAACAAAGCUUUACAGCUAUACUGUCCAAGCUGCCGUGACAGAUCUCCCUGUACAUUGGGCAAAAGGUAUAAAUUUCACAUUGCUGCAUCAAUUGGAUUGCAUUGGACAAAGAUGAAACCUUCUGUUUCAUUGCAGUGCACGUGCAGUUAUUCUGUCCAGUACAGAUUUCAUCAAUACAAUCGUAAAGAUUUCAGUACUCUGACUUGAUUAAGUGUAGGUGUUUGUGUAACUUCUGUCUGAUGGUGAACAGUUGUCACACAAAUACUAUAGUGUUAUGUAAAGAGCCAUGUUUUAAAUUGGUCUUGGCAGUCCUUUGUUUAAGUAGUCUUUUCCGAAAAGAAUCAAAAUGAGUUCUGAGGAGCUGCCAAGACACAGGUGUGAAGAACUCAUUUCUGCAGUUCUAAAGAUAUCUACGUUGUUACUGAGAUAAGGGCAGCACUUGCGGUUAAGAGGCUAUUUGAAAAUACUUCAUGAAGAGUUAGAGGAAGUUGUAUAAAUAGUUGAUCAUGGACGCUUAUUCUGUUAGUACCUUACAGAAAGUAUUCUUACUCCAAUAACUAAAUCUUCACUAUUUGCUGAAGUGAAUUUUCUAAUGGUCUUAAUUACACUUCAGUAAAUAAUUGCUGGAGCAGUAGGGUACCAGCAAAGCCACUAUAUGAAGGUGUGUUAACAGUAGAGAUAGUUGCUGUGUAUAUCUAAUUCAUAUUUGCAUAGCUACACUUGCAUUUCUCUGUGGUCACAGGUGUGGUGAUGAUACGCCUACAUUUAGCAGAGAAUUUACUCCAGACUUGAUUAACACUUGUAUAUGAUGGUGGAUUUUUCCUUUUUUUCAUUUUUGAUGCUAGCAAAAAAAAAUUGGUACUUCGGAAGACUACUACUGUACCUAGUAACCCUGUGACACAUUGUAGUGUACGGUGCACCAGAACAGCAUGUACUAGCAGACUGGUCUGCUCCAUGGUCUUUCCAUGUGAUUGAUUUGCAGUUGUCAAACCUAUACAAGAUGUGCAAUGGUCAUCGUGCCCCCCCUGCCCGGAGUGGACACCGCUGUGUGGCAGACAACUCUAAUCUGUAUGUUUUUGGAGGAUACAACCCUGACUAUGAUGAGUCGGGAGGCUCGGCUAAUGAAGACUACCCCUUGUUUCGGGAGCUCUGGCGGUAUCACUUUGCCACUGGAACUUGGCAGCAAAUGCGAACGGAAGGCUACAUGCCCACAGAGCUUGCCUCCAUGUCAGCUGUUCUACACGGAAACAACCUGCUGGUUUUUGGAGGCACUGGGAUUCCGUUUGGUGAGAACAAUGGAAAUGAUGUCCACGUCUGUAAUGUGAAAUACAAGCGAUGGUCUCUGCUCAACUGCCGAGGAAAGAAGCCCAACAGAAUAUAUGGACAGGCGAUGGCCAUUAUAAAUGGCUACCUGUACGUCUUUGGGGGAACAACAGGCUACAUUUACAGCACAGAUCUGCACAGGCUGGACCUGACCACUCGGGAGUGGAUUCAUCUCAAACCUAACAACCCUCCUGAUGACCUGCCUGAGGAAAGGUACAGACAUGAAAUUGCACAUGAUGGACAGAGAAUAUACAUUCUAGGUGGAGGAACCUCCUGGACAUCAUACCCUUUAGAUAAGAUACAUGCAUACAAUCUAGAGACCAAUUCAUGGGAAGAAAUUGCAACCAAACCUCAUGAAAAAAUCGGGUAUCCUGCAGCAAGAAGGUGUCACAGCUGUGUACAGAUAAGAAAUAAUGUCUUUAUAUGUGGUGGUUAUAAUGGAGAACUGAUCCUGGGGGAUCUGUGGAAAAUCAAUUUACAGACCUUCCAGUGGACAAAACUCCCAGCGGUUAUGCCUGAACCUGCCUAUUUUCACUGUGCUGCUGUAACCCCUGCUGGUUGUAUGUACAUCCAUGGUGGCGUGGUAAAUAUUCAUGAAAACAAGAGGACUGGCUCCUUGUUUAAGAUUUGGUUAGUGGUACCGAGCUUGUUCGAACUGUGCUGGGAGAAACUUAUUAAAUACUUCCCACACCUGGCCCAGCUCUCAACAAUGCAGCUCAUAAACCUGGGUCUCACACAGGAACUGAUCGAGAGAUUGAAAUAGGGACCUCCUGGCCAGGCUUCAGGAUGAAACCGAACAGACAGCAAGGACAGACUGGGAGCAGAGUGCUGAAAGAACCUUUUUCAAAGAUUUCUUUGGGCUGCCUUAAAUGAAAACAUUGGAUGCCUUUUUGUUUGCACUUUUAAUUAUUUUUUAAAUUAAGUGGAAUGUUUCAAGUCUAUGGAUUUGCUGCAACAAGUGGAGAACAUUCAUCCUUUUUAUAGAACAACGCGUUCAGCUGGGGGAUGACCCCAGGAACCUGCUUGACCUACUACGAUACUGGUGCAGUGUGUAUAACACUAGUGCAGUAGGACUAGUUCUAAACCUUUUUUUUUCUGAACGGAUGAUCCGUGGCUUUUAAGAAUGAGAACAACAGAAAAAGGGCAAGAUAACCUGUACCAGGCUGCCAGGUUAUUCACUUUUUACUAUAACAGAAAAUGUAUAUUGCUUGUAAUAUGUUACUCAGCUUGUCCUGAUCUUGUCACAUUCAGCUCUUCAAAACUGAGUGCAUAAAUGGAGUAUAAUUACUUGGGAUACCCAGUAAUGUGAAAUCAUUUGUCUUGAUGUUUAGAAAACCAGGACUUAAAAGGAGCCAAAACUGCAAGUUUGCAGGCAUUCUUUUGUGUGGGUUCUUCCAUGUGUUUGGAAGGAUCUGUACAUGUACUAAAAAAAGAAUUCCCACUAAGACUGUAUGUCUUUAAGUGGACAGCUCUGGACAUUUUACUGUUGGAAAGCAUUUUUACUGCACUUUUAAGUUAUUUAACAGCAUGGGGCUUAAUGAAAAUUAUACAACUGUGGAAGCUGUUUUUAGAUCCUAUUUUAAAGGCUUAUCAUAUGGUGGCACACGUGAAACUGACAGAUCUGUGUUGCCUUUUUUUGUUGGCAAUUUUGUGCAAAACAACAUGUGUUGAAGCUGAUUUUUUUUUUUAAGGAGUUUGUAAAUUUUGUCAUCAUACUGACAGCUCUAUAGAGCAGCUUUGCAGAUGACUGAUGCUGUUCAGCUACAAAACAUCCAUGAUGUGAGGGUGCCACCCAAAACUUGAUCUAGAUGUUCUCUGUCUGCUUCUGGUAAAUGUCUUGCAUCUCCUCUUUAUGGUCUUCCUGUCUUAUUUUGUCUUGCCUCAGUCUUCCUUUUUAUGCCUUUUACUAAUCUUUACUAAUACACCAAAUCGAACAUCACUGUGAACUUGGUGCUUGUUAGAUCUAUUUUUCCCAAAGUAUGUGUGUGUGGAGCAGUGCAUGGAAGUCCUCAUGGCCUUAUUUGUAUGGUUUUAAAUGCAAAUGAUCUUCAUAUAUUAAGACCAAUGUAAACUUUCUAAAUGCAAUCUUAACAUUUUUGGAGAAAUUUCAGUGCCUUUUCCCCAUUUAGUAAAAUCAUUUUAAUUCAGUAUCAUUUAGUGCUUUUUUUUAAAACAAAUUGUGAAGUUAACGGUAUUAGUAUUUUAGAUGUGCAUCUAAUUUGAGUUGGCUGGGGGAAGACAAAAUGGGUCAGAAGCAUUUUGACCUUUUUUCUUCAGGUGCAUGUUCUCAAUGCUUCAUAAAACUGGUUGUUAAGAUGUACAGGAGAUGUUCGUAGACAUUUUACCAAGUGCUUGGGUGUUUGUCAGGCCUGAAUGAUGUGAAUAUUAGAUAUUCAGAUGGUACACUAGCUGGCCAAGUGCACCUUUAGUUGAAAUCUAAACUUUCACCUGGUAGUGGAGUUCAUUCUUUGUGAUUUAAGCUAACCUAUGGGGCAGUAUUAAAAGUUAAUGUUAAAGCCUCAUGAUCUAUGAAAUGAUGAACUUUAAAAGUCACUUUGCCCGUUUCUGUUUUGUGCAUUGUAGAUAGAAACAUGCAAAUACCAGAAUUACCAGUUAAUCAAUUGCUUUAGUUGACCACUAAACCUUUUAUUACUGUGAGCUUUUCUAAUCUUUAAAUUGAUUUCUUUGAAAGGUUUUAAAGCUGCUAAUAUUUGGUUUCCUAAAUCGGUUUUUUCUCCCUUAAAAAGUGGUGUAGAACUACACGUACUUAGGUUUAAAAGGUGUUCAAAAUAUUUCCACGAAAGCAGUAAUCAUUAUUUGCCUUUUUCUACUUUAAUUUUAUUUUGGAGGUUAUGCCAUUUUCUUUUAUAAAUUGUUUUGAAUCCAUAUAGGACCAAUGUAUGGAAAUAACCAACCUAGUGGAUUAUAGGUAGCCAGGCUUCGUAGAUUUUAGCAUUCAUUCACAACUGAAACAGAAUAGAAAUUUGUAGAUGCCUUCCUCAUGAGAACAAUAAGGUUUGGGGAGAGUUAAUAUUCAGUAAUGUUCUAGAUCUGAAAUUGAUUUAUAGGCAUAUACAUACACUGGGUGUGAUGUUGAUUGUGGGGGUUCAAUUUUAGUUUUCAGCAAUAAAUUUUAUACCACUUUCAUUACAAUUGUUUUGCUCAAAGCCACAAUGUGUAAAGUUUAAACCACUUUAUAUUUGCAAAUAGUUCUGUUAGUUCACUGGCAUUCCUUCCAAAGCAGUCCAGUGUGUAUAUUAAAUCUGAGAAUUUGACUAUAGACUGUUUUGUGGACAGAUAUUGAAAUGGAUGUCAUCCACAGAACAGACCAGAUAUGGGCUUGGGUACAACGACUGUCUACCUGAAGGGCAGCUUUAUUGUGAAAGGAAUGGUUUUAAUAGGCAGAUUUAAAACAAGGCUAUGAGUUCACACUGGUGGUCCAAACAAACUUCUGGAAACUGAAGUAUUUCUUUUCUCCAGACCACAGGAUACUUUACUUUUUGGGAGGCUUGUGUGUGUUUUUAUUGGGUUUUGGAUUUCUGAACCAAUGCUUGGCUUUAUGGCAAAAAUGUACAUGCCAAACCCUGUGCCUGCCUUUUUUUGUUUAAUUCCCUUUUAUAUUGAUGCAUGUGAACUUGUUGUGCACGUAUUCAUAACUUGAAUCAUAUUUUGGAAGGGGUGACUCUCUUUUACUGAAUCCUUGCUGUGUGUAGAGAAUGGUUUUAAGGCAAUCACUAAUUAUAUGUACUUGUGUAACUGUUAUGUGUUUUGUUUGUCGAUGAUUCAAUAAAGUAAAAAUGCUAUUUUA
Molecule: messenger RNA, 5606 nt
Organism: Lepisosteus oculatus (spotted gar)
Lineage: Eukaryota; Metazoa; Chordata; Actinopteri; Semionotiformes; Lepisosteidae
Gene: klhdc10
Product: kelch domain containing 10
Biological process (GO): positive regulation of stress-activated MAPK cascade
Molecular function (GO): protein binding
Source: RefSeq, a predicted model, not a curated record